AGGAAUGGAGGUUAUCUUCAAGAAUCUAAACUUGAUCAAUCAAAGUUUUAUGAGGUUCACGAAACAAACAAAUUAGAGAAAGAGCAGGAGGAAAUCCUUAGAAAACUCCAAAAUCCAAUCUUUAUCGUACCAAUCCAUAUUUAAGAAUGCUCUCCUCGUUUGGCAUUUUUGUCUGCAUUUAAUGAAUUCAUGGUGACAUCAGAAGGUAAAGUUACAUAUUCUUCACUUUCUGAUCUAGAAAUGAAGAAGGGAAAAGGUCCUUGCAAUGAAGAGUGCAAUGAUGCUGCCUGGACAUUGACAGAAAAGGCAAAACCUGAGGAAAACAGUUAUCGUUGUUCAUACCCAUCACUCGACCCUGAUGAUCUAGUGGAUGGAGGAUAUGAUACCUGUGAUAAUUACUAUAGCUCUAUGGUGAAGAGCGGCCCUCCUGAGGUUAACGUGAGAAAUGUGUUGAGUGGUAUAUUUGCUAUCUUGAUGGGACGCAAUAAAGGUGCUGCAAUUGCGAAUGUAGUUUCACAGUUGCCUAGUUCAAAUUCGAAUGUUUCAUUUCUUGGGUCUGGAAAGAACGGAGAGACAUUCGUGCACUCCUCGGUAUAUAUACCGAGUGCUCCGCCACUGAUUCAGCCAAAUGUGUUUGACUAUAAUGCUUACAAGGAGGUCAUGGAAGCCGAACCUCCAGAGUGGCUUCCAGACAGUUCAUCUACGAUCUGUAUGCAGUGCACGGCCCCCUUCACGGCCUUAACUCGUGGAAGGCAUCAUUGUCGGUUUUGUGGUGGAAUUUUUUGUAGGACAUGCUCACAAGGAAGGUGCUUAUUGCCCGUUAAGUUUAGGGACAAAAACCCGCAACGGGUGUGUGACACCUGCUACGAGAAACUUGAUCCAUUGCAGGGUGUACUUAUAAAUACCCACAGCAAUGCUGUGCAGGUUGCAAAGCAUGAUGUCACAGACUGGACUUCUGCAAGAUCCUGGUUGAACCUUCCACUGGGUUUCUCCAUGGAGGAUGAGAUAUUUAAAUCAUCUAAUUCUUUGAGGAGUUAUGCCCAGGUUGCUCGGCUGAACCCUGAGAGGGCCAUUCCUACGGUUAUUCUAAAAGGAGCCAAAGGUUUAGCAAUAUUGACAGUAGCCAAGGCUGGGGCUCUGCUUACUUAUAAACUUGGAACUGGGCUAGUUGUUGCACGAAGACCCGAUGGAUCGUGGUCUGCGCCAUCAGCUAUAGUCUCGCUUGGUUUGGGAUGGGGUGCACAGGUAGGAGGCGAGCUCAUGGACUUCAUCAUCGUGCUACACGACUCUAAAGCUGUGAAAACCUUUUGUAGCCGCAUGCAUUUUUCUCUUGGUGCUGGCUGCAGUGCUGCAGCGGGUCCCAUUGGGAGGGUUGCGGAGGCUGAUCUGCGUACUGGAGAUAAAGGUUCCGGGAUGUGCUACACUUACAGUUGUAGUAAAGGUGCAUUUAUUGGUGUCUCACUCGAGGGGAACAUUGUUGCAACAAGAAUGGACGCGAACCUUCGCUUCUAUGGCGAUCCGUAUCUUACAACAGCAGACAUCCUUCUUGGGACAGUUGACAGGCCAAGGGCUGCUGAGCCAUUGUACUCAGCUCUUAAAGACCUUUAUGCCAAGCUUCCAGCCCAGAUUCAAGCAGGUUCUCUCUGAGACUUGAACCAUCCUCUAUAUUUGAUAUCUGUUGAAGUGUUGAUGAUAAAUUGUACAGUAUACACUUGAGUACACUGGAGCACAACAUGAUAAAUUAUUUAUAUCAUUGCCAUACUUCACCUAUUAGUGUACUAUGAACCUCAUUCUUACCUACAGCUUGUGGUUCAAAUGGAAUAAACUUAGUUCUCUUUAGACUAGGUUUCACAUUCUUGUCUUAUAAAUGAAAUCAUUAAGUUUAUUUCAAUUCUCUAA
Messenger RNA from Ipomoea triloba (trilobed morning glory), 1899 nucleotides. RefSeq lists its product as uncharacterized. Lineage: Eukaryota; Viridiplantae; Streptophyta; Magnoliopsida; Solanales; Convolvulaceae. The coding region runs from base 190 to 1647 and encodes 485 amino acids. The transcript is spliced from 5 exons. Gene Ontology annotation, molecular function: phosphatidylinositol binding; metal ion binding. The record is from RefSeq and is a predicted model, not a curated record.